GUUUAUACUAGCUCGUAAAAACGAUAUUGGAUAUUGGAACAUAGAGAGCCACCGCCAUUUAUGCCUUUCAGCGUUACACCUGCAAGACUUACGAUUUCAACUGUGCAAGUCUAGCAUUGGAUUUUUCACUGUCUUUCGGUUGGGCUUUAAUAAAUCAUAACUUACACGUGUAGGUAGUCAAUGUUCUUUUUUUGUAUAUGCCUCAUGAGGGUGACUGAAUUUUGGCUUUAUUUACAUACUUUAAGAACUGGUCUUGAACUGCUUGUAAGUUACAGUAGCAGGUUACCAUACUUAUGUGAUAUUAUUAAUAGCAAGUUUUGGUGUGAGGCUGUAGUAACUAGAAUAGCGUUAAUUUCUCCCCCUUUUUCAAUGUAUUUAUGUUACUGUGUUCACAUCCCUUAAUACAAAGUUUCCUUUGUUAAAAUACAGACUUCGUAUAAUAUAAUUAUUUAAAGGUGCUCCAUACUUCAUAUGUGGCUUCAUAUGACUUUAUGUGAUUGACGUGCUCAAUAAGGCAUAAACAAAAAAAGCAAUAUUCGGCGUAUUUGGUAAAUUUUGUGAACACAAAGAAUUUGUAGAUGAGUUUAUAAGUCUUAUGGCAAUUCUCUACCAUAUCUUCUACCUCAAGUUUUUGGUCAGUCCAUAAAUUAAUGGAAUUCCGUAAGAGAAGGCAUCGGAUAGUUUCAGUUAUUGUUGAUUGUGUUAGCAUAAGCGUAUUUUAUUUCCGUGAUUGUCGACCUGUUGUUUAUUCACCUUUUUUCAUUUUCUCGUUUUCUUUUUCUAGUGGUCUACUUUACUUUUUCAGUAGUUAAUCUUCGUUUGAUAUAAAUGUCAAGAGGAUUAUUCAUUUGUCGACUGUUACAUCAUUGAUAUAUUGAAGAGUUAUAAGAAAAUAACUUUGACAUUUGUGUCCAUCAACAACUUAUUUCUGAAAAAUGGAGAUUGUUCAGCGUCACUCUGUGCAUACACUUGUUUUUCGCUCUCUCAAGCGAACUCAUGAUAUGUUUGAAGCUGAUCAGAGUCGCCUCCCAGAAGUUGACAAAAAAAGUAAUUCCCUAAAAGUUGCUAUAAAAGCUAAAGACCAGUAUGGUCCAGUUCUAAAAGAACCCAACCAGAAUCCACUAAAACCUAAAGAAGCAUCUUCAGACACAUCACAAUCUGGAGCUAUUGUUCCAUCUGACAAAGCAAAGCCUAAGUCAGCAUUGGAACAAAACUCUUCCGUAGUUCAAAUCGGCAAUGAAAAGCUACUUCUCCCGAAAAAAGCUCCUACAAUGCCCAAACCAACAUGGCAUCCACCCUGGAAACUGUGUCGCGUUGUUAGUGGUCAUACAGGAUGGGUUCGUUGCGUUGCUUUCGAUCCAACCAACGAUUUCUUUGUUACAGGCGCGGCGGACCGGAUGAUUAAGGUUUGGGAUUUCGCCAGUGGAACACUAAAACUUACACUUACUGGUCAUAUAAGUACAGUUAGAGGGGUUGUUGUUAGUGCUCGUCACCCCUACUUGUUCUCUUGUGGGGAAGACAAAACUGUUCGCUGUUGGGAUUUAGAACAAAAUAAGGUGAUUAGACAUUACCAUGGACAUAUGUCUGCUGUUUACGAUAUUGAUCUUCACCCAACAAUUGAUGUGCUUCUUACAUGUGGUCGAGAUGCAACUGCACGAGUAUGGGACAUGAGAACCAAAGUUAAUGUUCAUACUUUAACAGGACAUUCAAACACAGUAGCAACUGUACGUUGCCAGGAAUCUGAUCCUCAAGUUAUCACUGGUUCUCAUGAUUCCACCGUUCGCUUGUGGGAUUUGGCAGCAGGACGUACUCUAGCUUGCCUUACAAACCACAAGAAAUCGGUUCGUGCUGUGUGUAUUCAUCCAACCCAGAAUGCAUUUGUCUCCGGUUCUCCUGAUAAUAUAAAGCAAUGGAAACUCCCUAAUGGUGUUUUCCUACAAAACCUCUCUGGACAUAAUGCUAUCAUAAACACUGUUGCCAUUAACCAAGAUAAUGUGGUCGUCAGUGGAGGUGAUAAUGGCAGCGUUCACUUUUGGGACUGGAAAUCAGGUUACAACUUCCAGCGCCUUCAAGCCCAAGUUCAGCCCGGUAGUAUUGACUCUGAAGCCGGAAUAUUUGCCCUAGCUUUUGAUCGCAGUGGAUCUCGUUUAGUCUCAUGUGAAGCGGAUAAAACGAUUAAAAUUUUCAAAGAAGACGAAACAGCGACGGAAGAAACACAUCCGCUCUACUGGCGUCCUGGACUACUAAAGAAGGCCAAAUAUUGAUCCAUGUGUAUACUACAGUUGUGUAUAAUAUGAGCUCAAAGCCUUGUUUUCAUGUAAAAUAAAGUCUGCUUAAGCAUUUUUCUGACA
This is a messenger RNA of Trichobilharzia regenti, 2351 nucleotides long. NCBI's taxonomy places the organism in Eukaryota, Metazoa, Platyhelminthes, Trematoda, Strigeidida, Schistosomatidae. The record is from the annotation of a GenBank genome assembly.